AGAUGGCACUUUCUCUCUACUCCUUUGGUGAUUUGAACGACUCGGUCUCCAUGACUCCUCUGAACGUCACGUUGACCGAGGACCCGCCGCGUGUGUCCUCCAACAUCAGCGACACCAACAAGGCUGCAGGCAGGGACACCACCAACCUCAUCACCGCCGUCUGCAUCACGGCUCUGUACUCUCUGAUCUGCGCGGUGGGACUGCUUGGGAACAUCCUGGUAAUGUUCGGAGUGGUCAGGUACAUCAAGCUGAAGACCGCCACCAACAUCUACAUCUUCAACCUGGCUCUCGCCGACGCUCUCGCCACCAGCACCCUCCCAUUUCAGAGUGCCAAGUACCUGAUGGGCACGUGGCCCUUCGGGGAGGCGCUGUGCAAGGUGGUCAUCGCCAUCGACUACUACAACAUGUUCACCAGCAUCUUCACGCUCACCAUGAUGAGCGUGGACCGCUACAUCGCCGUCUGUCAUCCGGUGAGAGCCCUGGACUUCCGCACGCCCGCCAAAGCCAAGCUCAUCAACGUGUGCAUCUGGAUCCUCUCCUCUGCCGUCGCCGUGCCUGUGAUGAUCAUGGGCGUCACCAAGGUGACGUCUCAAGGAACCACUUCGUGCGAACUCAGAUUCCCCAAACCGGAGCGGGAUUGGGACACAGUUUUGAAAAUCUGCGUGUUCAUUUUUGCCUUCGUGGUUCCCGUCCUGGUCAUCACCAUCUGCUAUGGUCUGAUGAUCCUGCGGCUCAAGAGUGUGCGUCUGCUCUCCGGCUCCAAAGAGAAGGACAGGAACAUGCGGCGGAUCACCCGCAUGGUCCUAGUGGUCGUGGCCGCCUUCAUCGUCUGCUGGACUCCCAUCCACAUCUUCAUCAUUGUCAAGACCAUGGUGGACAUUGACCGCAAUAACCUCCUCGUGGAGGCCAGCUGGCACCUGUGCAUCGCGUUGGGCUACACCAACAGCAGCCUCAACCCUGUGCUGUACGCCUUCCUGGAUGAGAACUUCAAAAGGUGCUUCAGGGAUUUCUGCCUUCCCUACCGCCCCCCCCUGGAGCAGAGCAGCUUCUCCAGGGCGCGCAAUAGCACAAAGGAACCUUUGUCUGUCUGUGCUCCCGCAACAGCACAGAGACCGUCGGCCUGACUAGGCAUGGAUCAGUGGGGCGGGGGGCAAGUUCAGGAUGACCUCCAGACGGAGGUCACACAGUUCUCCACCACAGGAGUCUGAGUAAGCAGAUGAUCAGCUAUUAUUGUAAAGUAUCGUUGGUGUUUCUUUUCUAUUUUGACACAAUUGUCUAAGGGUUGUCAUUCCCAAUGAUGAGUGUGCACAAGGAUACAACGGUACGUCCUUAGAGUGUGUAUAUACAUAAGUGCAUAUACAAUGCAACCCUAUGAACAAACACACACGCGCAGUGCAGUCCAACUGCAUUGGUGUAGUGGUGUGUUGUAUUGUGUUGUCUGCGCAACAUUAAGCAGGAGGUUCAAGUGCUGACUCUGAGCUUUAAGGGUGUUUAAAGGUGAUCAUAUUGUCAGUCGGGACGUAGAUCCUAAACAGAGAAGGUCCAGUGGAGUCUUUUCAUGACCAAAAUGUUCUGUAGGGUUUUAUUGGCAGUGAAGUCAGUGAUGUGACCCUAAUCCAAGAGAUCAUGUGUUUCAAACUGUCUAAAAUACCAUUCAGCAGCAAGAAGUAUUCCUGUUUCUGGCUUCUCAGAAGAAGAUAGUUGUGUAUUCACCCUUCCUUUAUUGGCUUUGGUAGCCAUCAACUCUUGAGGGAAAUAACAGCAUCUUUAGCUGCUAAAUGCUACUCUACACUCGCUAGUAGCUGUCUGGUGUUGCGUACGGUCAAGCCUUAGACCUUUGAUGAAAACGAUUACAUGGACAAAAAAACUAAAACAAUAAUCUGAAAGACGCGAUGGGAAAUAAUUACAGACAAAAGCCUCCCUCAAAAUCAAGAACAAUUUUCAACUUGAAUGAAUGUUUCAGGGUCAUUUUCUCCACAUUCAUCCAUCUGAUACUUACUGAUAUUGAUGUCAGGUGAAAGACGCCUUUAAUAUCAGGAAAAUGCGGCCUGUACGAUUAAGAAGGGAGGGCUGAGCUUCCUGCGUUUGUUCACCGUGAACAUCAUUAUCAUUAAUCAGCUGACUCAUUGUGCUCCUCCGGCAGCAGGGCUGCUUGUUGUUUUGUAAAGCGUUCCCCAAAACGUUGUGCUGACAGUAAAGUGAAGCCCUGAAGGGGAAUGUGGCGCCGCGGGUUCAACUCAUAGUUGACUGAAUGACCUCAAACUGGCAUUGAAGCGAUACUAUUUACUCAAACACGUUAACACGUUAGGAACUAUUACGGCUAAUGGACAAGUUUUCACUGAAGAUCUUGCAGUAUGACAGUAGAGAAGGGAGAAGACAUUACAGUCAAACUGAAGUCUCUAAUCUUUCAAAAAGCAUCUCUAUAUAAAGGAUAACGAUAGUAUUGUUCUGUAACAGCAUAUGAAGUGGUGAUGUGAUUUAUUUUGUUUCAAUGUGCUGUCAAGCUGUUGUAUCAUUAAGCUACCCUUGAUUUAUUAGUACAAAAUAAUGUAAUAGAUCUAUGUAUCUACACUAAGUGCUAUAAACGUCAGGUGAAGGAUUCAAAAUGCAGCAUGGUUGACAAUAUAUCCAUCAGAUUUAAAAUAUCUAUCGUAAAAAUAAAGCUUAAUUCAGCUCCAUGUUCUUUUUGCAGUGGGAAAAAUGCUUGAAUGUUAUAUGUUUUCAAAUGUUGUGUUUCCGCAGAUAGAGUAUAUAAAGAACAUUAUAUAAGUGU
This is a messenger RNA of Pungitius pungitius (ninespine stickleback), 2773 nucleotides long. It is a transcript of the gene oprd1b, whose product is annotated as opioid receptor, delta 1b. Gene Ontology annotation, molecular function: G protein-coupled enkephalin receptor activity; neuropeptide binding. NCBI's taxonomy places the organism in Eukaryota, Metazoa, Chordata, Actinopteri, Perciformes, Gasterosteidae. The coding region runs from base 3 to 1124 and encodes 373 amino acids. Gene Ontology annotation, cellular component: plasma membrane; neuron projection. The record is from RefSeq and is a predicted model, not a curated record. Gene Ontology annotation, biological process: G protein-coupled opioid receptor signaling pathway; neuropeptide signaling pathway. The transcript is spliced from 3 exons.